ACAGCUUUGCUUUGCCUUUGCCUUGCCUUUCUUCGCUGCCCCGUUGUGCUUCGGGCAGCGCUGCCGCCGCCACCGCCGCCAUCUUCCAGGCUAUUGCUUAGCGCCUGCGCCCAAGCAUCAUCGUCGCCAACGUUUCGACGUUAACGGCGCUGCUGGCGUCGCCGCGUUAGCCGUUGCGCUGUUGCCGGUAAAAAAGUCUUGAAAAGUGCGCCUCUUUGGCGUUCCGUUGUUAGUUUAAGUUUAACCAUCGCACGCUUAAGUCGCGAUUUAGUUGGCCGCAGAAAGGAACCAUAAUUUUUUUCCAACUCCUGCUUUAAGGAGCGUACAUAUAUUUUUUUUUAUAAAUUUAGUUGUAAAUCAAAGAAACAAAAUGAAAUUAUUUUUAUGUGCCAUUGCUGUGAUGCUUUGUGUGGCGGCGACAAGCGCUGCUGGCGAAUUUGAAUGUCCUAAGCCCAAUGGCCAAUUUGCCGAUGAAGAGCAAUGCGACAAAUAUUACCAGUGCGAUGAAGGUGUGGCCACGCCAAAACUGUGCGCAGAUGGCCUUGUGUUCGAUCCAUUGAACCGCAAGAUCAACAAAUGCGAUCAGCCCUUCAAUGUGGACUGCGAGGACCGCACAUUGUUGCAGGAGCCCAAGUCUACAAAGUUCUGUCCGCGCAAAAAUGGUUUCUUUGCCCAUCCGGAGGCGAGCAUUUGCAACAUCUUUUACAAUUGCAUCAAUGGCGAUGCUUUGGAAAUGAAGUGUACCGUUGGUCUGCACUUCGAUGAAUAUUCCGGCACCUGCGUCUGGCCGGAUACGGCUAAGCGUGAAGGCUGCAGCGAUCCAGAGAAAAAAACGGCGAGCGGCUUCUCGUGCCCCAAGGAUCAGCCCAAAAUGGAUGCGCGCGGCCAGGUUGUCACCCAUCCGAAAUAUCCUCAUCCCACCGAUUGCCAAAAGUUCUAUGUCUGCUUAAACGGCGAGGAUCCCAGAGACUUGGGCUGCCAGCUGGGCGAGGUCUACAACGAUGAGACAGAGAUGUGCGAUGCGCCCGAAAAUGUGCCAGGCUGCGAGGACUGGUACAAGGAUACCAGCGACGAUGAUAAUAAGAAGCCUGCAGCCAGGAGCUGAGCUUCAUCUCAUCCGCCGAUACCAUAAAAAUUAAAAAAAAAAAAAAAAAA
Drosophila hydei is the source of this 1155-nucleotide messenger RNA. RefSeq names its product protein obstructor-E. Gene Ontology annotation, molecular function: chitin binding. The transcript is spliced from 4 exons. Gene Ontology annotation, cellular component: extracellular region. Bases 371 to 1105 code for a protein of 244 amino acids. The record is from RefSeq and is a predicted model, not a curated record. Lineage: Eukaryota; Metazoa; Arthropoda; Insecta; Diptera; Drosophilidae.